AUGUCGGCCCCACUCAAACAUCCGAACGCUGUGGUUCUCCAGCCACCAACGGUCACCAUCUCCCCACUUAUCCGUUUCGGACGUUAUGCGGCGCUCUCCCUUGGAGUUGUCUAUGGAUUUUUCCGUCUUCGCCAGAUUCGCGAGUACCACGCCGAUAUUCGUGAGUGGGAUCACGAAAAGGCUGUUGCCGCUGCAGAGGAAGCCGCCAAGAAGAAGAAGUGGCUUGCCAAGGACGAGAUGAGAUACCUCAUGCAGGUUGUCAACAUUCCUUUCGAAGAGGGAGUCAAGCAAUUCGGAGUUGCCGAUCUCUACAAGGAGGAUUAAGACGACGGUCACGAAGACACACUAUCAGACCCAGGAGAAUUAUCCCUUUUUCUUUUAUUAGUUCAAUGAAUACCUCUCCGAAACAGAGACAUUUCUUCUAUAUUUGGUAGUGUGUGUUUAAUUGUAUUCUUCUUUUAAAUUUUAAAGUUUCUCGUUUUGUUUAAAGUAGCUGCAAAUUUCAGUAAAUUACAAAUUUUAUUUUUUUGAAAAAAUCGAAUACAUAAGAUGAGCCUG
Molecule: messenger RNA, 558 nt
Organism: Caenorhabditis elegans
Lineage: Eukaryota; Metazoa; Nematoda; Chromadorea; Rhabditida; Rhabditidae
Gene: R04F11.2
Product: ATP synthase F(0) complex subunit e, mitochondrial
Exons: 3
Coding region: 1-324 (107 amino acids)
Biological process (GO): proton transmembrane transport; proton motive force-driven ATP synthesis
Cellular component (GO): proton-transporting ATP synthase complex; membrane; mitochondrial inner membrane
Molecular function (GO): proton transmembrane transporter activity
Source: RefSeq, marked reviewed